Scomber scombrus (Atlantic mackerel) is the source of this 4044-nucleotide messenger RNA. RefSeq names its product RAB22A, member RAS oncogene family (gene rab22a). Bases 359 to 940 code for a protein of 193 amino acids. Lineage: Eukaryota; Metazoa; Chordata; Actinopteri; Scombriformes; Scombridae. The record is from RefSeq and is a predicted model, not a curated record. The transcript has 7 exons. Gene Ontology annotation, molecular function: GTPase activity; GTP binding.
GUGUGUGUGUGUGUGUGUCACGUGAUCGGCUGCCGUAGUUCAAGAUGGAGACUGUUGGAUUUGGAGGCUUCACUGUUAGCUAGCUGGUUGUUUACUAUAAUCACUAAAUAUGGAAAAUACGACGAGCAACAGGACGUUUUAAAGCUUGUCGUAAGAGCUGUUUUACUAAAACCUGGAUGAAUGUGUGUGUGUGUGUAUGUGUGUGUGUGUGGCAGCUUUUGAUAAAGCGAUGAAGUAAAAGUUGUUUGUAAACACACACAAGAGAGAGAGCAACACCUGAAGAUUAUUUAAGUACUAAGAGGCACAACUGUCAAUGGUUUUCAUCACUAACUCAUUUUGAGAGAGAUAGGGGAUCAAUAUGGCGCUGAGAGAGUUAAAAGUGUGUCUCCUUGGGGACACUGGCGUUGGAAAGUCGAGUAUUGUUUGGAGAUUUGUGGAGGACAGCUUUGACCCAAACAUCAACCCAACAAUUGGGGCAUCCUUCAUGACCAAGACAGUGCAAUACCAAAACGAGCUUCACAAGUUCCUGAUCUGGGACACAGCGGGACAGGAGCGGUUUCGAGCUCUGGCACCGAUGUACUACAGAGGUUCAGCGGCGGCCAUCAUUGUUUAUGACAUCACAAAAGAGGAGUCCUUCCAGACACUGAAGAAUUGGGUGAAGGAGCUACGACAGCACGGCCCUCCUAAUAUAGUUGUAGCCAUUGCUGGCAACAAAUGUGACCUGUCAGACGCAAGGGAAGUCCCGGAGAAGGAUGCCAAGGACUAUGCUGAUUCCAUCCAUGCCAUCUUUGUAGAAAGCAGUGCCAAGAAUGCCAUUAACAUCAACGAGGUGUUUAUAGAGAUAAGUAAGCGCAUCCCUGUUGUAGAUGCAGCAGGAACUUCAGGAAAAGGUUUCAAACUGGGACGGCAAGCCUCAGAGUCUCGCAGGACGUGCUGCUGAUGAUGCCGGUGACUGUCCCCACGUGACCUGUGACCUGUGACCUGACCUUUGCUUACCUUGCUUCAACUUACAGCUCCCACGCUCUGUUAAAAACACCCUGUCGUCAACGACACCCAGGUGAAACCGUGCCACUCUGAUGACCUCAGCAAAUGUAUUUUUGCGGCAACAAAUCAUCAUGUCAGAGAGAAAUAGUUCAACUGACCACUGUCCACUGACCACAUAAUGCUUGCAUCAAUACAUUGAUGGUGUUAGUGACAUACAACUUUACUGGCUUCUACAAUGGACAUCAGCCUCUGUCUGGUGUAUCGUAGCCGUAGGUUGGAUAAGAACUUACUGAUUCAUGGAUUCAGGAGUCAUGUGUACUUGUAAAUUUGUACAUGUACUUUUUUUUUCACCCAAAAGAUAAAUGAAAAUGGGUUUCAAUCUCACCAAAUGAUUUUGAUAGUGCUUAAGUUAUUGCCGUUUGUUUUUUUGGACAUGUUUCCCAACUUCUUGAAGAAUCCAUUUUUACAGUUCAAGUGUAAUAUCACUAAUAUGUCAUCAUUAGAUGUGAUGAAUAUGAGGUUAUUUAUCAGCAUUUGCUCAAAGGAUAUCUGGAGGGAUGUUUGUCGUUUCCAGUCACACUCACACUCAAGUAGGACUGUGCAUGCUAAAUAAAAACAUGAUUAUUGUGUGAUUGUUGUUUUCAUCAAGAUAUUAUUCAAGGGAAAUUACAAAAUGGGUGUCUUGAUGUAAACCACUAUCACACCAUUACAGAUGCAGAAAUGAAAGGUGUGUGGCAGCCUGCUUCCUCUUAUAUAUUGUUGUUAUUAUCUCUUUAGCUUGUAAAGAUAUUUUGAUUGUUAUUUCAUCCUGAGAAUGAUAACAAAUAUAGGAAAAUAUUUGUUAUCUUAACGUCCACAUCUCACAGCGAUGGCACUUAAAAUGCUGACUCUGUUGAUAGUCUCCAUGUUUAUUAUAUGUUAACAGUUCCAGCUGCUCGUGUAUGUUCCACGUUUCCACUCGUAACUGCAAUAACAUACUAACAAAAUCCUGUGUAUGAAGUGCCCCAUAGUGCACAGAAUAUCCUGUUAGUUGUUUCACAAUAUUACUUGUGCUUUAUUUUUCUCUAAUCCCAUUUUAACUGUUUGCUGGCAAGGCUGGCUGUCUUUAAUCCUUUGCUGCUACUUUAAAACAGUUUUACAGGGGAGCCUGAAUUUGUGAGAUCUUGCCAAAUUCUUUAAUUGUCCUAUAAACAUUUUUCAUCUUUCCUUUUUUUUUUCUACAUGUAAUCGGCCCUGGCUCACACGUCCAACGUUGUUUCACUACCUGGCCUACGAUAAAAACAAUGAGAUCCUUAAACUAGACCUCAUUCAGUGAAACUCUUAAGUUCUUGAGAGCUUAACUUGGCCUUUAGUGAGAGGGUUAUAGGUGCAGAAUCAGACGUGGCACUGUGUCGACAUGCUGACCCUUUAAUGAACCUUAGUCUCCAUUCUGCUCUCAAUUACUAUAUGUGCUUUGUUCCAGGAUCUGCUUUCUGAUUUUCCUUUCUCUCACUUCUUUUGCCUCAUUCCUCUAAACACCAGGCACUUACUGUCGGGCUGGUUUAUAUGGGACAGUAUAAAGCAGCUUUCACAGAGCCCUUUCAUCACCUCUUACAUUCAAGAAAAUCAUUAUCGCUUUGCGAUCCUGUGUGUUUAAUCUCUGUAGAUUAAUUUCUUGGCCUAAUUGAACUUCAGUUGCCUGAUGAGCCCCUGCCGAUUUAUUAAUUCUGUGUAAUGUCAUGUUUGUUUGUACCUUUUGAGCCCUUACAGCCACAAAACCUCUUUACAAAGUUGCCAAAAAAUCAGCGAUGUGGGCUUAAUUAGACUGCAUUUACAAAUAUGGAUUUUUUGCUUUUCUCUUCAUACAUCAACUUUAUUUGCCUUUAAAAAAAACUUUAAAUGUAGCUGUUACUGACGAGUUGUGUACUGCCUAUAUAUUGCUGCCUUUGCUUUUUUCAGGAUUUUCCUAAAGAGAGCAAUAGUUGUUGUUAUGACAAAGGUAAAAUGUGACCUAAUCCAAUAAAAUCCGUCAGAGUGAAACAUUUGCACAGUAGAGCAACACUCUUGUGCAAAAAUGUGAUCUCAUUCCCUCAGUUUCCGACAGAUGGUAAUGACAGGUUUACAUUUUAUGCUGAUUUGAUGACAGUUCCGCUCAUACAUAGUUGAUCAAAUGAGUAGUGUGAGGGGGCCAAGCCAAUGCCUUGAAAACCAGAGCGGCAUCCCAAACUUGCAAUUCAUUUUUGGUGCACUCGGCUGUUUUCAAUUAGUCACCCUGCACUAGAUCAUAAUGUUAAUUCCACCUAGUAUUUACUACAGCUUCAGCAAUUAUGAUAAAAAAGGGAAUAAUUCUGGUACUUUGAAAGCUGCACUUUGACUUACUGUUUGUAUUAAUUGGCCCAUAUCACCAACACCCUUUUCUGCAGUCUGUUACUUUCUCUGUGAACUUGAUGAAUAUUCUUGUAAAUGCGUCAGAAUUCAUAAUGUCCCUUUUGAUGUUUUUUUUAGGUUUUGACCAUUUGCUCGGUUCUUAUUGAUAUGAAGAACAUGGUGCCAAAUGAUGUCAACGUUAUUUUACUACACCAUGCAUAAUUAACCUUUUUUAUAUCUUUGAUGUAAUAUAAUGAUUUAAAGUGCAAAUCAAAUAACUGCUUUAAAAUGUUUGAAUUUUGAUAAUGAAGGCUGGCUUGACACAUGUUUUGUUUUUGUUUUUUUCUCGCCUAAUUUGCAAACCGGAGGCAUGGAUAGAAGUUGUGUGCCAGUUUUGCAUUGAAAAAUACCAAUAGUCUUGGGCCGGCCCUGGGAAUGUGAUAAAUCUAUAUUAUGUAUAUUUUUCAGUGUAGAUAUAUACCAUCAAAUUGCACACAAAUCAACAAUAUUCUAUUCUAAGCCAGUUGUGUGACCACAAUAGACCUCUACACUAUUUGCAGUAAUAUCAUCAGCACUGUAGUUACCAUAUUUAGCUUGUUACUAUGUUUCAUAUUGAUUGUAACAAAAUGCCUGAGACACUUGUUUGCAGUGUACUUCAAAAUCUGUAAAAGGGAAUUGUCAACUUGUUUACUAAUAAAAGAUUGACAAAAAAUA